UUAGGCAUUGAACCCCUGUAUCACAAAGCCAAAUUAAGAUUAGCUAGAACAACCAGAGAAGAAAAAUAACAUGGAAAGUCAUGGAAGUUUAGAAAAUCAUACUUCAGCUUGGGGUUUGGCAAAUUCCAUCACCAUUCAAAUGACUCUGAGAGCUGCAGUUGAGCUCAAUGUGUUCAACAUCAUUGCCAAAUCAGGUCCCGGAGCUCAUCUGACAUCAAAAGAAAUUGUUUCACAAAUCCCCAACCCAAAUCCAACUUUAGCAGGAGAGAAUCUGGAGCGAAUGCUCAAACUUUUGAGUGUUCAUUCUCUUUUAUCCACAUCUGUAAGACCAAACCCUACUGAUAAGACAAAGCAAGAAACAAGUUAUGGGCUAACAAAGGAAGCACUUUGCCUAGUCCUGAAUGAAGAUGGAGUUUCUUUUGCUCCGGUCGUUGUGUUGGGCUCCGAAAUGCUCGUUGCAAAGAGCUUCUCUAUGCUCAAGUACAAGGUGCUUGAACCGGAGAGUUCUCCAUUUCUCAAAGCCCAUGGAGAGAGUUUUUAUGACUACAUGUCUAAUAAGCCUGAGCUGUGCCAAUUGUUUGACAAGGUGAUGGAAGUAAAUUCUUACCUAUAUUUUGAUCAUAAGGUGUUUGAGGUUUACAAAGGUUUCGAAGAGGUGAAGGAGCUGAUGGAUGUAGGAGGUGGUGAUGGAACUGCGAUUGCCAAGAUAGUGUCUAUGUAUCCUCACAUCCAGGGAAUCAACUUCAAUUUGCCAAGUGUUGUAUCUAAAGCUCCUAAAUUGCAAGGUGUGGAGCAUGUAAGUGGAGAUAUGUUUGAGUUCAUACCAAAGACGCAGUCAAUCAUGUUGAUGUUGGUACUCCAUAAUUGGGAUGAUGAACACUGUAAGAAGAUAUUGAGAAACUGUUGGGAGGCAAUACCGGAUUAUGGGAAGGUAAUAGUUGUUGAGCCAUUUGUAAUGCCUGAACUAGUUGAGGAGACCCCAGAAAUGAAGCGCAUACUUUACUAUGACGUAAUCAUGAUGACCUUGUUUCCUGGUGGUAAGGAGCGAACAACCGCUGAAUUGGAUAUCCUGGCCAAAUCCGUAGGUUUCGUUGAAACAAAGAUCUUCCCCCUUCCUCGUGGGAGUCAUGUUAUUGAGUUUCUUAAGGGCGGGAGCGUGGGAUUGUUGGAUAAGUAAUCCAUCUCAUUCCUUAACGUCCUCUUAGGGGGGUGUAUUGUAUUUGGAUUUGUGCAGACUUUUUUUAAAGGACUAAAGUCUGUUUAGUCCCUGUACUAUGCCUCUCUCAUCGUUUCAGUCCCUGACAUUCCAAUUUAAUCUGAAAAGUCCCUGAUGUCUCAAUUUCCGUCUAAUAGGUCCUUUCCGCGGGAAAUUAGGAAUUGGCAUUGGGUGAAAUGUCCAAUAUACCCUCAGUUAUUUCUUUUUUCUUUUUUUUCCUUUUUAGUUUAUUUUUUAGGGAAAUGAUAUAAAAGGUUAUAUUAGAGUGUGAA
This is a messenger RNA of Rosa rugosa (rugosa rose), 1488 nucleotides long. RefSeq names its product (S)-scoulerine 9-O-methyltransferase-like. Gene Ontology annotation, molecular function: protein dimerization activity; O-methyltransferase activity; S-adenosylmethionine-dependent methyltransferase activity. Lineage: Eukaryota; Viridiplantae; Streptophyta; Magnoliopsida; Rosales; Rosaceae. The record is from RefSeq and is a predicted model, not a curated record. Gene Ontology annotation, biological process: methylation. The transcript is spliced from 3 exons. The coding region runs from base 71 to 1177 and encodes 368 amino acids.